AUGUCAGGUCAAGGUGAAGGUUCAGGGAAAGGAAAAAAAAAGAAUGACGAAAAGUCAAGAGAAGAAGUCUUAGCCGAAAGAGAAGCUGCAAAAGAAGCCAAAAAGGCAGCCAAAUUAGCAAAACAGGCCAAAGCUGCAUCGGGAAAUAAAAAAGCUGGUGGUAAUGAGAACACCCCUGGACAGUCUUCAUCUGGAUCGAACAGGCAAGGUGGUGGUGGAAGUGGACCUUCAGGCAAUGAAGGUGCUGCACAUAAUUCAUCCUCUUCAGGGUCGGGAAGAGGUGGUCCAGCUGCUCCGGGCAAUACAGCAAACACACCAAGACCUAGAAGCCAAGCAGGACCUAGUCAAUUGCAACCUGGAUCACGACCUUCUACAGCCUCAGGACAAGCUGCUCCUGGCAAUACGGCCAAUACAGCAAGACCUAGAAGCCAAGCAGGACCUAACCAAUUGCAACCUGGAUCACGACCAUCUACAGCCUCAGGACAAGAUCGGAUAACAGGUCAAUCAAUUGGUGAGAAAGGAUUCGGAGGAGGAUCAAAUGCAACACCCGCAAAACCUUCAAUUUUAGGUGGAAUUGCAUUAUUUGGAAAUGUUGCAGUUGCAAAAACUGCUCCUGAAAUGAGACAACAUAUAGUUUCAGCUUCUUAUCGUGCACAAAUUCAUCCUUCCGUUUUGAAAACUUCUCAACAUCUUGCUUCUUUUAGUAUCGUUGGCGCAGAUGCUCGUGCGAUCGCGGUAUUGAAAGCAUUGAGAGACUUUAUCGUCGAUUAUCGUACACCUCCAGGAGCAGUACUCAAUCGUGAUCUGGUGACCAAAUUAGGACCACAGAUUGGAUUCUUAGUUAAUGCAAGACCUUUAGGCGCAAGUGCAGGACAUGCAAUUCGUUAUCUGAAAUAUGAGAUCAGUGUCACUCCAGUAGAUCUGGAUGAGAUUCAAUCGAAGAAUCACAUCGUUUCACGGAUCGAUCAUUUUGUACGGGAUCGUAUCACAUAUGCAACCCGUGUCAUUGCUACAACUUUGGCAUCUGGAAAGCUAAAAAAUGGCGCAGUCGUUCUCACAUUCGGCAAAAGCAGUGUUGUACAGCAAACUCUAAUCGAAGCAUGGCAACGCGGAACGCGAUUUUCAGUCAUUAUUGUUGAUGCCAGACCGUUGUGUGAAGGCCGUAAACUACUGGCAAGCUUAACAGAAGUGGGCAUCCCGUGCACCUAUGGUUUACUAACAAGUCUAAGCACUUUAGUAUCUAGAGCGUCGAUUGUUCUGCUAGGAACAGCUUCUCUUCUAGCAAAUGGAGCUUUGUAUGCCCGUGCGGGAACGGCCCCUUGUGCCAUGAUGGCCAAAGCCAAAGGUGUGCCGGUGAUCGUUUGCUGUGAAACAUAUAAGUUCAGUGAACGUGUUCAAUUGGACGGUUUCGUAGUGAAUGAAGCAGGAGAUCCAAGUGCAAUCUUACGACCAAGACAAAUCACAAAGCCAUCUUCCACAAUUCCAAACGCUGAUGCUUUGUCGUUAGAAGAUGAUCAACAAGGACCUCUAGCUGAAAUGAUCACCAAGGAAGAAUGGGAGAAAUCAGACGCUUUAGGCGCUGUAAAUCUGUUGUACGACCUCACCCCGCCACGAUACGUUACUGCUGUGGCCAGUGAAGUUGGUCUAAGUGGACCGGAAAGUGUUGGUGUGAUCUUACGUGACUAUAAGAGUGUUUUGUAUGGUCAAUAGGACCGCCUUAAUAAUGUCAUGCCUUU
Molecule: messenger RNA, 1736 nt
Organism: Meira miltonrushii
Lineage: Eukaryota; Fungi; Basidiomycota; Exobasidiomycetes; Exobasidiales; Brachybasidiaceae
Product: nagb/rpia/CoA transferase-like protein
Exons: 2
Coding region: 1-1710 (569 amino acids)
Source: RefSeq, a predicted model, not a curated record